This is a messenger RNA of Priceomyces carsonii, 1380 nucleotides long. RefSeq names its product Psa2p (gene PSA2). Gene Ontology annotation, biological process: biosynthetic process. Gene Ontology annotation, cellular component: cytoplasm. The transcript has a single exon. The record is from RefSeq and is a predicted model, not a curated record. Bases 1 to 1380 code for a protein of 459 amino acids. Lineage: Eukaryota; Fungi; Ascomycota; Pichiomycetes; Serinales; Debaryomycetaceae.
AUGCUGUUAAAAGUCGUAAUAUUAGUUGGGGGAGAAACAACGGGCACCAGGUUCCGUCCAUUAUCAAUGGAUGUCCCUAAAGUUUUAUUUCCAAUAGCGGGAAAACCGCUAAUUAGCCAUAUUAUUGACAACAUUGUUUCUCAGGUUGAAGAUCAAUUGAGUGAAAUCUUAUUACUAGGGUUUUUUAAAGAUACAUCAAAGUUUGACGAGUAUUUAGAGACCACUAAAGGUAUCUAUCCAGAUUUGAAAAUCAGAUAUCUUUCGGAACCUUACCCCAUGGGAACUGGUGGUGGACUACAGUACUUUAAGAAUGAAAUUGCUUCCAAGUCUGAUCCGCAUGGUAAAGUUAUGAUCAUUCAUGGUGAUAUAGUGACCAUCUACCCUUUCAAGAAGAUGCUUGACUUUUAUGAAUCCAAAAAAGCAAAUUCUAUUAUAUUGGGGAUCGAUCCCUUAAUUUUGAUGAAUAACUCACAGAAUACAGUUCAAGUCCAAAACCAGAAUUCAUAUAAGACAUAUGAGAAAGAUAAACUUUUGAGCAACUACGGUACAAUUAUAGCGAACAAAGAGACUUCUGAAGUGGUACAUUAUGUGGAGAAACCGUCAUCAAAGCUUUCAAAGUUUCAAACAAUUGCAAGUUAUGACACUUUUAUAAGUGGGGGCAUAUACUUGUUUAAUGACAUAUUCUUUAAGCUACUCGACGAAGCCCAAAAAGAGAAAUCCUCAAAGCUAAACCAUUUCUCAAUGGAUGAUAUCGAUGAUGACACUGUUGAUGCAAAUAUCUUGUCCUUGGAGUUAGAUGUUUUGAAGAUACUCGCUAGUGAGAAGCAAGGGAAGUUCUAUACCCUUAAAUCAAAUAGCUUUUGGUACCAAUUGAAAACACCCGUGUCUGCAUUAUUAGCCAACAGUUUCUUUCUCGAGCGUUGCUUGCAGAGCGAAUUUAAGAGUGAGCUUAUGCAACCUUCCAUAAAUAUCUAUCCACCGGUUAAAAUAUGGGGUUCGGAUUUGCCAGGCGCUCAAGGAUACAAAAUAGGACCGAACGUAUCUAUUGGGAGGAAAGUCAAAAUAGGAAGUGGAACAAGGUUGAAAAAUUGUAUUAUUGGCGAUAAUGUAUCAAUAGGUGAUAAUACUUUUAUCGCUAAUGCUAUAAUUUCAAAGGGGGUCAAGAUUGGUAAAUGGUGUCGAAUAGAAGGAACAAUGGAUAACAGCACUAUCAGUAAAGAUUUAACUAGAGUUAAAUCUGACGGAUACUUUAAGAUAAUCAACAACAUUGUGGUAUUGUGCGAAAAUACUACCGUUUGCAACCAGGUUUUUGUGUACAAUUCAAUUGUUUUGCCUCAUAAAGAACUAAAGAACGACAUCAAAUAUGAGAUUGUAAUGUGA